AUGGCUGGCUCGGUGCGCUCUUGUGUGUUGCUCUCGGAACUUGGUGCGGGACGCCUGUUGAAGGCCGAGGAAGAUGAUCGUGGAAUUUUGGACGAGAUCCAAAAUGAGAGGCGGCUGAAAGAUAUAAGAGGAUUAUAUGAUAAAAUGGUGAAAACUUACGGCAAGGGAUCGUCACCGAGAAGGAGCACGUCACUUUCACGGCCUACAAACACAAGCUGCCAGCCUGAUCUUAAAAGAAUCUUCCAAUUGGGCCUUGAGCCCAAACAUCCGCGCGAGUUCCAUAAGCAGCUCGUUGUAGCUGCUGAACUUUCUGUACAAUCUCAACUCGCCCUAAACGUGUCCUAUCGCCCAAGCGAUUUCUCUCUCUCGCUGCUCCACUCGGCAGAUAUUCUCAACCAGUGUACUACGGCAGCUACAAUGAGGAAGGAUGAAAUGAAUGGGUGCUGGAGACUAUUUGGCUGUCAUGCGAUGUGGGCAGAAGGGGAACACGACUCCGGUGAGUUUGAUGUUGCACCUGAAAUGAUAAAUGAGAUGGUGAAGUUCUUUGAGAAUCACUUCACUUUCAGAGAACGGCUACUAUUGUACCAUGCCUUAAUCUCAAGCUAUGCCGGCAUUCAUAUUCCUCGGUUCUUGGCGGUUUGGGUAGCCCUCACAACCGACAUUUUGGUGAAGAGGAACAUUGUUAAGAAGCUCGAGCCCCUGUUUUCGCAUUUCUUGAACCUCUUCUGGUGA
Molecule: messenger RNA, 732 nt
Organism: Striga asiatica
Lineage: Eukaryota; Viridiplantae; Streptophyta; Magnoliopsida; Lamiales; Orobanchaceae
Source: the annotation of a GenBank genome assembly